Sceloporus undulatus (fence lizard) is the source of this 2180-nucleotide messenger RNA. It is a transcript of the gene IDH1, whose product is annotated as isocitrate dehydrogenase (NADP(+)) 1. The transcript is spliced from 10 exons. Lineage: Eukaryota; Metazoa; Chordata; Lepidosauria; Squamata; Phrynosomatidae. The coding region runs from base 208 to 1455 and encodes 415 amino acids. Gene Ontology annotation, biological process: isocitrate metabolic process. Gene Ontology annotation, molecular function: isocitrate dehydrogenase (NADP+) activity; NAD binding; magnesium ion binding. Gene Ontology annotation, cellular component: mitochondrion; peroxisome; cytosol. The record is from RefSeq and is a predicted model, not a curated record.
CCAGCAGAGAAGGAGGAGCUGCCUGCCUAGGCCUCGCCCUUCCUUUAAGCCUGGUGCAGGCAUUGGAAAGCCAAAAGCCAGGCUGAGACUGAGAGAGCCCAGCUGGGAGGCAGAGAGACAGAGUCCAUCCUUAAAGGUAUCUCCAGUUACGGGAAGGGUGAACAAACUGGUCUUCUAGGCUUUGGAGGGACACAAAAGCAGGCCACAAUGUCUAAAAAAAUCCAUGGCGGUUCUGUGGUUGAGAUGCAGGGGGAUGAAAUGACACGUGUAAUAUGGGAACUGAUCAAGGAAAAGCUGAUCUUUCCCUAUGUGGAUCUGGAUCUCCACAGCUAUGAUUUGGGCAUAGAGAAUCGUGAUGCAACUAAUGAUAAGGUGACAGUGGAAGCUGCGGAAGCGAUAAAAAAGUACAAUGUAGGAAUCAAGUGUGCCACAAUCACCCCUGAUGAGAAAAGGGUAGAAGAAUUCAAGCUGAAGCAGAUGUGGAAAUCUCCUAAUGGAACGAUCCGAAACAUUCUAGGGGGUACUGUCUUCAGAGAAGCCAUAAUCUGUAAAAAUAUUCCCCGUCUAGUAUCCGGGUGGGUAAAACCCAUCAUCAUUGGCCGUCAUGCUUAUGGAGACCAGUACAGAGCCACAGACUUUGUUGUUCCUGGCCCUGGAAAGGUAGAGAUGAUCUACACACCAAAGGAUGGAGGCAAACCUGUAACCUAUUUAGUCCAUAACUUUGAAAGCGGUGGAGGUGUGGCUUUAGGAAUGUACAACCUUGACCAGUCUAUCAAGGACUUUGCGCAUAGUUCUUUCCAGAUGGCAUUGUCUAAAGCCUGGCCUCUUUACAUGAGCACCAAAAACACCAUUUUGAAGAAAUACGAUGGCCGUUUUAAGGACAUCUUUCAGGAGAUCUAUGAGAAGGAGUACAAGUCACAGUUUGAAGCAAAAAAGAUUUGGUAUGAACAUCGGCUGAUUGAUGACAUGGUGGCUCAAGCCCUAAAAUCCGAGGGAGGCUUUAUCUGGGCCUGCAAGAACUACGAUGGUGAUGUGCAGUCUGACUCAGUUGCACAAGGUUAUGGCUCCUUAGGGAUGAUGACCAGUGUCCUGAUCUGCCCAGAUGGCAAAACAGUUGAAGCUGAAGCUGCUCAUGGAACAGUGACUCGUCAUUAUCGCAUGUACCAGAAAGGACAAGAAACCUCUACUAACCCCAUUGCAUCCAUUUAUGCCUGGACUAGAGGUCUAGCUCAUAGAGCAAAGUUGGAUAAAAAUACAGAGCUCAAGAACUUUGCCACUGCCUUGGAGGAUGUCUGUGUAGAGACCAUUGAAGCUGGCUUUAUGACUAAAGACCUGUCUGCUUGCAUCAAAGGGUUACCAAAUGUGAAGCGCUCAGACUACUUGAACACAUUUGAGUUCAUGGAUAAACUUGCGGAGAACCUGAAGGCAAAGCUGUCUUCCCAGCCAAGACUUUAAGAGCCACCCUCAAGAAUUGCCGUGGAAAGAUUUGUCUGCCAAAUGAAUUAUUUACAUUGUGCUGUAGCACAGCACUUCAAAAUAUCUGAAGAAUACAAUCUAAAUUAGAAAUAUGUUUCAAUUCUCUCAUUACCAAGUUUAUGGGCGUGUUUUUUUUAGUGAAUAAGUUCAGUGACUGCCUCUAUAAAUUAUGCCCCCAUCACUAGCCAGCCAACCCCCCCGCCCCCCCUUAUGAUAAGGAAAGAAAAUCUGUUUUAAACAAUAAAGUGGGUUUUGGUUUCUAACUGGGUAUAAGCUUCGCACUCAACUGUAUAAGCAGUCCAGAAGUCUGACAAGCCACUUCAUGAGUUAAGAGCGAAACCACAGUAUGCCUGGCUAGGUGUAAGAGGAUUUUACUUACCAGUGGGGGGAGAUAAAAUUUUUAGUUUUCAUUGGAAGCACUGCUAUAGUGCACAAUGGCACUAUAUAUCCGUCCUUAUAUCUAGUUGCUAGUCUGAAGUGCAGGAAUGAAUGUAACUUCUGAACUGCAGACACCUGAAGAGCAGGGAUGAUAGCUAGGUGCAUUUUGAAAAGGUACAAUUCCUCAAAAUGUCUUUCAUCAACUGUUUAAACAUCCUUUUAUUUUGUUACUUCGGUAUUGAAUGCUGUUUGGUAUUAAAUACUAUUUUAAGGAGGGUUGUUUUUUAAGGAGGGGAUGUUUCACCUAAAUAAAUCAUUAAUAUCCA